Molecule: messenger RNA, 796 nt
Organism: Sabethes cyaneus
Lineage: Eukaryota; Metazoa; Arthropoda; Insecta; Diptera; Culicidae
Gene: RpL13A
Product: 60S ribosomal protein L13a
Exons: 4
Coding region: 38-748 (236 amino acids)
Biological process (GO): negative regulation of translation; translation
Cellular component (GO): cytosolic large ribosomal subunit; ribosome
Molecular function (GO): structural constituent of ribosome; mRNA binding
Source: RefSeq, a predicted model, not a curated record
CUAGUACGUUUGUUUCUUUUUGUUUUAGACUGCGAAUAUGACAGGCUUGUCGGAAAAGCCUAUUUUGAUUGACGGUCGUGGCCACCUGCUUGGUCGGCUUGCGUCUGUAAUUGCUAAGCAAAUCCUCAAUGGCCGAGUCGUCGUAGUUGUUCGUUGCGAAGAUUUGCAACUGUCGGGUCAUUUUUUCCGGAACAAGAUCAAGUUUUUGGCUUACCUACGGAAACGCUGUAAUGUCAACCCAGCUCGAGGACCUUUCCAUUUCCGUGCCCCAAGCCGAAUGUUGUGGAAGGCUGUCCGCGGAAUGGUUCCGCAUAAAACAAAGCGAGGACAUAACGCCCUCAGGCGUUUGAAGGUGUACGAAGGCAUUCCGCCUCCAUACGAUAGGCAAAAGCGCCUUUGCGUUCCCAUUGCGAUGAGACAGCUUUGUUUACGCCCGGACAGGAAGUACUGUGAAGUAGGCAGAGUAGCCCACGAAGUUGGUUGGAAGUACCGCGAGGUUGUCAGCAAUUUGGAGGCUAAGCGAAAGAUUAAAUCUCGCCUGUCAUACCUGCAUAAGAAGAAGUUGAAGAAACUUACCUGGAAAGCUCGUUCCAGCAUUGCUGACAAAAUUAAGGAUCAAGAUGAAGUACUGAAGAAAUACGGUUAUUUAACAUCCGAAUUCGAGAAGAAGUGGAGCCGCCCAGUUCUAAAUUCUGAACCUGCUAAGCUCGGAAGGAAAAAACGUAAAGCAGCUGCCAGCAGCGCUUAAACAUGGGCUUUUCUAUUGAAAUAGUUCAAUAAAUGAUCAAUGUCAGAA